AUGGCUACUUCAAAUUCGGACCUUGUCCGAAAGGCCGAGGCCAUUCUGGCAAGUGCCAAAUCCUUCAAGGGUGACCGAGCCGAAAGAUACGAAUUGAUGAAGCAAGUAGAUCUCUUUUAUCAGGACUUGGAAGAUCCAAUGGACGCUAUGCUAAAGCAAUUCUCGUCUACAAGCGUAUCAACUUCGCUGGCUGUGAUGGUUGCUAGUGGUGCCUUUGAAAAGAUGCCGAAGCAGGGCAGCAUCACAGCGAAGGAGCUCGGCGCACUUGUCAAGAUCGAGCCGAAUGUCAUAGCACGCCUUAUGCGAAUGCUCACAGGUACUGGCAUCAUUGAACUCACUGGAGAUGACACCUACGCUCAUACCCCUAAGUCUCUCGUCUACCUACAAGGUGCAGCUGUUGAUUUCUGGAAUCUAUGCACAAAUUUCACCCAGUGCUUCCUCCGCUUUCCCGAGUACUUCAAGACCAAAACCCCAGAGGACCUGAUUGAUCUCCGGAAGACUCCAUAUUCUUUCGCAUAUGGCGCUGAAGGUCUGACGUUCUAUGAGGUCCUCGCAUCGAAACCCGAGACUCUAAACAUGUUCAAUAAAGCUAUGAUGCAACAGGAAGCUUCGUUGCCAACUCUAGGGAUGUUUCCAUUCGCGUCCCUCAAGAAUGAGGUAGAGGCCGAACCACAGAGGGCCUUCGUUGUUGAUAUUGGUGGUGGAAGAGGCCAAUCUCUUCUCCUGAUCCAGCAAGAAACCUCCAAUGGAUUUGGAACGAGCUCGAAGAUGAUCUUGCAAGACAAGCCCCAUGUCUUAGAUACAAUACCGCCAGAGCUGGUUCCCGGAAUUGAAAAGGUGCCAUAUGACUUUUACACUGAGCAACCCAUCAAGAAUGCCCAUAUCUAUUAUAUACGCCGAAUCAUGCACAACUAUCAAGACAAUGUUUGCAAGACAAUUCUGGAGAAUAUCGCCAAAGCUAUGGGUCCCACUUCUCGUCUCUUGAUUGCGGAGAUCAUUGUUCCCGCUCGCACUACAGUGGGUGAGGACAUGAGCACGUAUUGGAUGGAUAUGGUAAUGCUGGGCAUUGGUGGGAAGGAAAGACGUGCAAACGAAUUUAGCGAUCUUUUACAGUCUGUGGGUUUGGAAUUGGUCAAGAUCUGGCCAGCGAAGGUUGGUAAUCAGGCGGUUGUGGAAGCGAGAUUAAAAGGGGCUUGA
Lachnellula hyalina is the source of this 1197-nucleotide messenger RNA. Its product is annotated as O-methyltransferase. Gene Ontology annotation, molecular function: O-methyltransferase activity. Bases 1 to 1197 code for a protein of 398 amino acids. NCBI's taxonomy places the organism in Eukaryota, Fungi, Ascomycota, Leotiomycetes, Helotiales, Lachnaceae. The transcript has 5 exons. The record is from RefSeq and is a predicted model, not a curated record.